AUGGCUGAACUGAAUAGUGCGGCUAGAUCUGAAUUUCUAUUGGAAAUACAAAAAGUAGUUGCUACUUUGCAAGCUUAUCAUAACUGUGAUCUGUCUGUGGAGAUACAAGAACGUAUUUAUGAGGUGCUAGAAGCCUCUAUUGUGCGGGGACCGAGUAAUAUUGAGGAGUUUUUGGUUCUCUUUACUUCAUUUGUGCGGCAAAGUGGUUGGUUGAUUGAAACUGAAUUGAAAUGGUUUAAAGAUAUCUUUGUUUUGUUUUUGAAAUCGAUUACGGAACCUUCGGCUCGACUGGCUGGAUAUGCUAGAGAGGCUUUGCAACUUUUGGAAAGGGCUAGUGCUGGUGCAUCUGGAGAUAGGUUGGUUGAUUUGCUUUUGGUACAGUUGGAGAUUAAUGUUUUGUUAGUAGAGACUUUUGAUAACUCAGUAAAGAUAGAAGAGAUUAUUACUUUGUUACAAGAGGCUUUGGAUUUACAUUGGGUCUUUAUUGGGGGUACGGCUAAGAUGUAUGCUAAUCAAGUAGAGGAGGCUCCCAUCCUUAAGUGUGCUAUAGAGAAAAGAGUGGGGAAGGUACCGAAUACUAAUCAGCUGGAAGUUUUAGAGGGACAAAUUCCAGCUAAUGAUAGAUACUUCCUCUUCCCACAAGAAACACAUUUGGUUUAUGGACUAGUAAGUAGGGAAGUAGAGUGCUUAGUACUGGUGGCUAAGUAUUUAGUGACUCGCUCGGAUGAAGAGUCACAAGCCCGGGCGGAAGCAUUAGCUAAACGAAUUCUUUUGGAAGAGGUGAAUGGAGCAGCUUUGUUAGUCUAUUCCCAAACGAUUAAGAACAGACCUUUAGCCCGACUGUCUCUUAUUGAGUACGUUAUGCAACUAGAUGACAGUCCUUGUAAUGAGCAGGAAAGAGAGUUGCUUUAUGCCCAGGCUUUGACUGCAGUUGGAUCACAUAGUAGUGCUUAUACUUAUUUUCAAAAGCACAAUCAACUGAACUUACUUAUCAAAUCUCUUUGUUUAGCGGAGAAGAAAGAGUUGGCCGUGCCUUUACUAACCAAGAAGAUUGCUGAGGUAAGAAAUAAGUUAGAGAAUCAGGAAGUGGCCGAUUUGGCUCUGCUGGCUCUUAUGAAUACUAAAUCUAACCGUGAAGCAGUUACUAUGCUGCGUAUUGAGCUAGGCACUUUAUUAUAUACUCUUGGUAAGUUAACAGUCGAUACAACUGUUCUACAUGAGGCUUUCUCGCUUUUGAAAACGGCUAAGUAUGCCAAGACUCUUUGUACGCACUUACUCCUGGAAGGUAAAAUACCAGAGGCUAUUCAAGUCUUGCAGCAGUGUCCUUUUGAAGUAGUAGAUAAUGAGACUCUUUUGUUAACGGCAGUUACUCUUAUGCAGACUGAGAAGUACCAAGAUGCCGAACGCGUGCUUAAAUACUCGUAUACCUUUAAUCAGCCGGACCAACGGAUUGACUCAGCUCUUCAAGUAGUACUAGUACAACAGGGCAAGAUUGAUGAAUUAUUGGAGACUUUGUAUGCCCGGGUGAAAAUCUACUCCCGGCAUUUUGUGAAAGAUUGCAAUAGUCUGUUUACGUUUGGCUCUUCCUUUUUGCAAUUCAAGUAUGCAGCUGCGGCUAUCGCUGCUUUUUACCAGAAGACCAAUCAAGUUGCUCCAGCUUGGAUAGAAACUAUGCUUAAGUCUGCUGCUAAACAUCCAGAAGCGAGUGAAGAACUCCUGCGCGUACUAACCCCCAUUCCAACUCUAGAUGUAGCUCCGUACAUUAAGCAAGCCCUGGCGUCUGAACAACCUAUUGCCCCGGAAGUCGAGUACUUUGCCCGAAAACGACUGAUUGAAGAAGCCAUUCACAAACGCGCCUAUGAUACAGCUGCAGAGGCCCAUCUUCAGAAAAUGAAAGGACUAUCCACAACUAUCAAUCAAGAUAGAGACUACUUAGAUACAGUCUACGCUUUUUUCCAAAGCCAGCGCCCUGGCUAG
This is a messenger RNA of Nematocida homosporus, 1977 nucleotides long. RefSeq lists its product as uncharacterized. The transcript has a single exon. Lineage: Eukaryota; Fungi; Microsporidia. The record is from RefSeq and is a predicted model, not a curated record. The coding region runs from base 1 to 1977 and encodes 658 amino acids.